Panicum hallii is the source of this 1466-nucleotide messenger RNA. Its product is annotated as multiple organellar RNA editing factor 8, chloroplastic/mitochondrial-like. Gene Ontology annotation, biological process: cytidine to uridine editing; mitochondrial mRNA modification. Gene Ontology annotation, cellular component: mitochondrion. Bases 95 to 1219 code for a protein of 374 amino acids. NCBI's taxonomy places the organism in Eukaryota, Viridiplantae, Streptophyta, Magnoliopsida, Poales, Poaceae. The record is from RefSeq and is a predicted model, not a curated record. The transcript is spliced from 4 exons.
CUCACCUGCGGCUUAAACCCUUAUCACCUCCCAACCGCCGCGUGCUCUCCCGCAUCUCCGCCGACUCGUCUCAUCCUAGGGUUUUGCUGCCGCCAUGGCGACGGCGUCGCGCGCGCUCCUCCUCUCCCGCGCGGCGCUCUCGCCGCUCCCCGCCGCGGCCGCGGCCGCGUCCGCGUCCCGCCGCCUCCCCGCACUCCUCCGCCCGCUCGCCGCGGCCGCGAGCCUCCUCCCGGCGUCGGCGGCGCCGUCGCCCGGUGCCGGGGUGCGGUGCUUCGCGACCCAGCCGGCGACGUCCUCGCUGCGGGAUUCGUCCCCCAACUGGAGCAACCGCCCGCCCAAGGAGACCAUCCUCCUCGACGGGUGCGACUUCGAGCACUGGCUCGUCGUCAUGGAGCCGCCCCCGGGCGAUGCCGGGAAUCCCGACAUCACGCGCGACGAGAUCAUCGAUGGCUACAUCAAGACCCUCGCCCAGGUCGUCGGGAGUGAGGAAGAAGCUAGGCAAAAGAUAUACUCGGUGUCAACUCGUCAUUACUUUGCUUUCGGUGCCCUUGUAUCCGAGGAACUUUCUUACAAACUAAAAGAGUUGCCCAAGGUCCGCUGGGUUCUUCCUGAUUCAUACUUGGAUGUGAAAAAUAAGGACUAUGGGGGAGAACCAUUCAUAAAUGGGGAAGCUGUUCCUUAUGAUCCCAAAUACCACGAGGAGUGGGUCAGGAACAAUGCUCGUGCAAAUGAAAGAUCUCGGCGCAAUGAUAGGCCCCGCCACUUCGAUAGGUCAAGGAACUUUGAGAGGAGAAGGGACAACAUGCAGAACUUCCAGAACCAAAUGCCACCCCCUGAUUUCCCUCCGCAACAUGCUCAGGGCAACAUGCCUCCGCCUCCACCGCGUGGCGGCCUGCCAAACUACCAGCAAGGUGGUGCUCCUGGCUACCCACAGGCGAGCUAUACCCCUGGUGGUGCCCCUGGCUACCAGCAAGGUGGUGCUCCUGGCUACCAAGGUGGACCUCCUGGGUAUCAAGGUGGUAACCAAGGUUACCAAGGGAGCCCAGGCCCAGCUUACCAAGGUGGUAACCCUGGCUACCAAGGUGGCAACCCACCACCACCUCCUUACCAGGGUGGUAACCCCAACGCGCCUCCUCCAUACCAAGGUGGUGGCAAUCCUGGCUACGGUGGUGGUGGCCCAGGCUACCCAGGCCAAGGAGGCAACUCGAACUACCAAUGAGCAUGACAACGUGCGUAUGCAGGCAUCCCCUUUCCAGAGUACUCUUUUGGAAGAGAUGGUGUGCAGUAGUAUAAAUCAGACACUUGUUGCUGUCUGAUUUUCAUGGUUUUUCAUCGCUGUACUGUAUUCACCUAAUUAUUCCAUAAUACUCGGAACUUGUGCUUGGUGUCGAAUGAUGUUUCUGGAAGUCUGAUAGUAUGUAAUAGCUGCUCUUUAUGCACUUUUGUUGCCCUUGUUUGCUGAACUA